UCUUUAGAAGAGAGAUUAAGUUUGUCCGGUUCCCCCCGUCCUCCACAUGGUUCGUUCCUCCCGGUUCGAAGCUCAAAGCGGGACGUUUCUGUUGUCGUCUGGCCGGUUGACGUUUCUCUGAGACGGAAAGAAACCGUAGGAUGGAUUUAACUACGUGUCUGAAGUCGCUGCUGCUGGCGAUCCAACAGUACCGAGACAGCAGGACGGCUCAACACGCAGCGCAGCUGCAGAAACAGGUGGAGGAGGUGGCGGGCCUGAGGUGUGACCACCUGCUGUCCUCGGGUCAGGUUCUACCCAGUGAGUGUGUGAGUGGACUGGUGGAGCUCGCAGGAAACCCGAACACCAGCCCUGCUCUGACGAGCUCCAUCAUCUCCCUGCUGGAACACUUAGCGAGUGACGAUGCAAGUUGGGAGAUUCUCCACAGCAGCUACAGCCUCAGCUGCACGCUGGCUGCCGUGAUCCACGGCCACAGCACCACACCGGGACACCCUCUGGUGCUACAGUGCCUUCAGGUGCUGCAGAAGCUGACGUACAGCGAACGCACCUUCCAGUCCUCCAGCUUCAUCAAUGAGCUCAUCGCUUUCCUCAUGACCAGCAUCCAGUCUCAGAACGAUGACAUCAUCAUGCCGUGCCUCGGUGUCAUGGCUAAUCUGUGCCGUGAUAAUCCGUCAGUGCAGAGUCACGUCAAGCGUCUGGACAACGUCAAACCGUUCUAUCGUACUCUGAUCAACUUCCUCGCUCACAACAGUCUGACUGUGGUGGUCUUCACGUUGUCCAUCCUGUCCAGUCUGACUCUGAGUGAGAAGGUGGGCGAGAAGCUCUUCGAUGCUAAGAACAUCCACCAGACCUUCCAGCUCGUCUUCAACAUCAUCGUCAACGGCGACGGGACUCUGACCAGAAAGUAUUCAGUUGACCUUUUGGUGGAUCUGUUGAAGAAUCCCAAAAUCGCGGAUUAUCUGACCAGGUAUCAGCACUUCUCAGCAUGUGUGUCUCAGGUGUUGGGGCUUCUGCGUUCAAAAGACCCCGCCUCUGCAGCCAAGGUGCUGGAGCUUCUCCUGGCCAUGUGCAGCGUCUCAGGUCUGCGCUCGCUGCUCUGUGACGUGGUCUUCAGACCAGCUGGACCCAGACUGGUGUCUGCAGGUCGUAGGCCGCGGGCCGGACCGGACUCUGGUCGCAAACCCGAGAAUGGACUGAUUCUGGUGCAGUGGCUCUGCGCGCCUAUGGAGGGCGCUGAAACGUGCUCGCUGCAAACUCUGCAGCUGUUGACCGAGCUGCUGGAGGAGACGCUGGCAGCAGAAAGCGUGUCUGAAGCCACGCUCAGCUUCGUGGAAAUGUUGCUCCCGGUCCUGUUGGAGCUGCUGAACGGCCUCGAUCCUGCAAAAGGAGACGCUCACCUCAGGAAACACGGCCUCCGCGUCACACACAUUACCGGCCUGCUGCUGGUCCUCUGCGGUGAAGAAUCCACCAGAUCGUUGGUGUCCUCUCAAGUGAGCGCUCAGGUCUGCCUCUCCCAGGUAGAAGCUCUCCUAUCCUGUUGUCAUAGCAACAGCCCCAUCUCCUGCCUGCCUCCUGGUUCUGAUAACGACCUCAGCCACGUGUGCACCGAAGCUCUGCUGAAGACUCUGGAGUUGAUGAGUAAACUGAGACAGCAGGUGGAAAACAUGGAGACCAGUUUCUACAGGAUGCUGCAGGACCAGAGGAUGGUGACGCCGCUCGCUCUCACGCUGACGUCCCACCACAGGGGGCGCGUGCAGACGGGACUCGCGCUGCUGCUUGAAGCCACGCCCCUCCCAGACUUCCCAUCACUGGUUCUGGGCGAAAGCAUCGCUGCCAACAACGCCUACCGUCAGAGGGAGGCCCAGCUGUCAAUCAAGCGAGUUGCGGUGCCGGACUUCCCGCCCCCCAGGACCGGCUCCAACAUCCUGGACUCCUCCAGCAGGUGCAGGAGCGUCAGCAGCCUGGUGGAGAAGAUCCAAACUGGAUUAGAGCUGCAGGAUCCGGCGAAGGACUCGCGCGUGUCUGAGCUCAUCGAUGUUUAUGAACAGAAACUGGCUGCUUUCGUGUCGAAGGAGAGCCGUCUCCAGGACCUGCUGGAGGCCAAGGCUCUGGCGCUGGCUCAGGCCGACCGGCUCAUCGCUCAGUACCGACUACAGCGAGCUCAGGCUGAGGCCGAGGCCCGGAAGCUGGCGUCUCUGCUGAAGGACGCUGAGCGGCGCCGCGAGGACCUGCAGGGCGAGCUGAGCAGCCAGGUUCUGGAGGUGGAGCGAUCCAGAGCCGACAUGGAGGAGCUGCUGCAGCACAACGCCAGGCUGCAGCGGGACUCUGAAGAGCACCAGGCCCUCAAAGGAGCCUACAACGCCUUGCUCAACAGGUUUAAUGAGACGGACAGUCUGCUGAAGGAGCUGCAGACGGCUCACGUCUCGCUCUGCAAACAGAACGAAGCUCUGAGGAAGAACCAGGAAGUUCUCCAGCAGCAGCAGGACAGGCUCGCCUCGGUGCUGGAGGAGAGGGAGCAGGAGGUCCGGUCCCUCCAGUCAGACGUGCAGAAGAAGAACGAUGACAUCACAGGUCUGCUCGCUCAACUCCGAGCUAAAGACGAGAAACUGGAGGAAAAAGACCAAGAAAAGAAAGAUCUGGAGGAGACGGUGGACGUUUUAAGGAAGGAGCUGAACAAAACCGAACAGGCGCGGAAGGACGCCAGCAUCAAGGCGUCCUCUCUGGAGCUGCAGAAGAGUCAGCUGGAGACCAAGUUGAAGCAGAAGGAAGAGGAGCUGAACAAGCACUCCGCCAUGAUCGCCAUGAUCCACAGCCUCAGCAGCGGGAAGGUCAAGAGCGACGUCAACCUGUCGCUCUGAGGAGCUCGGCGCCACCGGCACGAGGAGAGGCUCGAGAUGGACUUUAGAACUCUUCUAAUGAAACUCGUGUUAUCCAGCAGAAGCUGUACUUUAAGUGUGUGAGAGGUUUUUAUUGUUGAGUGAAUAAAUGUUGUCAUUCUGGAUCCUUCA
Molecule: messenger RNA, 3005 nt
Organism: Nothobranchius furzeri (turquoise killifish)
Lineage: Eukaryota; Metazoa; Chordata; Actinopteri; Cyprinodontiformes; Nothobranchiidae
Gene: cip2a
Product: cellular inhibitor of PP2A
Source: RefSeq, a predicted model, not a curated record